Racocetra persica is the source of this 695-nucleotide messenger RNA. Lineage: Eukaryota; Fungi; Glomeromycota; Glomeromycetes; Diversisporales; Gigasporaceae. The record is from the annotation of a GenBank genome assembly.
GUCAUCACGAAUGAUAUCAUACAGGCAAUGAGAGAAGCAGUGCUUUGUGGGAAACAGAACCCUCCACAAUAUCGAGAAGCUAUAAUAGCACAAUUAGAAUAUCUUACAUGUUGUUGUCGAGGAAUUCAACCACCUGAUGAUAAAGUUGUCAUUUUAGAUGAUAUUGGGCAUGAAUUGCAGCAUGAAAAAAGCUUUUUUGCUACUGGUUCGAGUGUAGGACUUGUAAAUACUUUACUAGAAAUUACUAGUAACAUUGCGGAAAUAUGGUACCAUGAUAGUGAAGUUAUAGAAAUCUCGUUUCAACGAGAUCAUCAUUCUUAUUGGCUAGACACAGCAGCUGAAGUAGUGACUAUAUAUGGUUCAAAUAAUAAAUAUGGCAACGCUUUGAGGGAUAUGUUAGUUACUCUUACAUCCACUACUAUACAACAUAUUAGGAGUCAAGCCGAUAUGGAACAAUAUCCUGAUAUAGUUAGCUCCUACUUUUCUGUUCUAACAAAAUACCUUCAAAAAUGUCCGUUAUUAUUUUAUACAUUGCCCCCUGAUAUGUUCAAAAGUAUUUUGACAUUUUCCGUUGCAGGCUUAGGUUUACAGGAGAGGCUUGCACUGAAGUCUGCUGUGACCUUUAUGGGUGAAUUUAUUGGACAACAUUUCAAAGAGGAACAAUUCGCGAAAGGAGUAGAGAAUGUUAUGAUGAU